AGUGUAACAGUGUGAUGUCUUUAAAAUAAGGUGAUCGAAUGACCGACGAAAACAAUGCCUCUGACUAACUGUCUCGUCAUAUUCUUCUAAUGAAAGUCUGGGAAUUCCAAGAAGAUAGAACGAAAAGAAUAUAUACAACGUAUAAUCCAGCCCUGAUCAUGGAGUACAGAACGUACUAUGGGGACAGCACCAACACAGCACUUUCUGUCGUGUUCAUUCUCUUGAUAGUCUUAGUGAACGGAGCGCUCGUGGCUCUACACGCCAGAAGGAAAGGCUUCUAUAAGAACAACAAGUCUAUGAUAACAAUCUCCAUGGCAAUAGGAAAUCUUGUUUUGGCCAUGUUCCCUUUGAUUGUCCUGGCCAAAUUCUACAACGAGGAUGAUUACCUCCCUUCCACUUCGCUGCAACUCAGAGUCGCUACCUACAUUGUGAUGCUCCACUUCAUAAAUGUUCAUUGUCUGACUCUUCUAGGAGCAGACGCUUUAAUAAAGAAAGCUGUGCCUGAAGCGUUUAACAAACUGGCAUUAGCGUUGCUGACGUGUAGUUUACCUUGGAUCUUCAGCAUUUGCCUCGUUUUGCCUCUAUAUAUAGAUACGGAUUUAUUAUUGAGCCGUUUUAUACUUUUAUUGGUCUUGUUUCCUUUUUUCACACUAACCUCAUUAAUUAGUAAUAUAGUUUCUGUUAUCAUGACAAAGAGAAUGUUAGGGUAUCGGCAAGGUGUUAUAAUCAAUCUAAAUCAACCAGUUCUAUUUACGAAUAUAAACCAAGUGGGACAGUUACAAUACCUUAACCAGCAGCCACUCAACGGUUCUCAAUGGAAUGUAUCAAGUUACCCAAAUCUCAGUAAUGUAGGUUUGGCUGAAAGUUCAACGAACGUUAACAGACGUGAUGAUAUACUUACAUCGCAGCAGACGUCAAAUCAACAUGAACACUGGACUUCCACGUCCAUGGAGCCUGCAACUCAGGCAUCACAAGUCAGUCACGCUAACCAACAGCCAAUGAACACAUGGGCGCUUCCCGAUAUUUCAAACUCUACCACAGUGGCGCCUGGAAUUGUAACUUCUCAAGGUCAUUACCAGCAACCAAAUCCUCCCACUGUCGCCCCUAGCUCCGACAAUGUUGAGGGUUCAGCGCCUAAUUUAAGACACGAAAUAAUACAACUGGUGUCCAGCAUUUUGCAUCUCCUAAUGGUCAUGCCAUCUUUAUUCAUUACUAGCUACGAGAACGCUUUUUUUGACUGUGAUAAUGAGAUUUGUCAAGCUAUCAUGUGGCUGCAAUUCGCCAGUUCGAUACUUAUUCCUAUCAUAUUGCUACCGACAACGUAUUUUGAGAAUAGGAGACUCAAAGCGUUUUUUUUCUAAAGUCAGCGUUUCAAUUCCAAGAUUUAUCCAUAGACUUUUGGGAACUGAAAACUAAACAUAGACAAAUGAAAGCCAAACAUUGACAAAUGAAAGCCCAAACUAGACAAAUGAAAGCCCAAACUAGACAAAUGAAAGCCAAACAUAGACAAAUGAAAGCCAAACAUUGACCAAUAAAGACCAAACUUAGACAAAUGAAAGCCAAACUUAGACAACGGCUUUAUUGAAUGUUGUAUAGAGUUACUUUGUGUAAUCAUUAUUGCCGUUGUCAUAAGUAACGUGACCUACAUAUUUAAGAAUGAACUAGGUUCGCAUGACUAAACCUAAAGGCGAGAGGUCAGAAAAUAAAAUGGGAUGGGCGAGGGUGAAUUAAGAGAA
This is a messenger RNA of Biomphalaria glabrata, 1736 nucleotides long. RefSeq lists its product as uncharacterized. The transcript has 2 exons. Bases 90 to 1361 code for a protein of 423 amino acids. The record is from RefSeq and is a predicted model, not a curated record. NCBI's taxonomy places the organism in Eukaryota, Metazoa, Mollusca, Gastropoda, Planorbidae.